Macrosteles quadrilineatus (aster leafhopper) is the source of this 2898-nucleotide messenger RNA. It is a transcript of the gene BuGZ, whose product is annotated as BUB3-interacting and GLEBS motif-containing protein ZNF207. The record is from RefSeq and is a predicted model, not a curated record. The coding region runs from base 194 to 1462 and encodes 422 amino acids. Gene Ontology annotation, cellular component: nucleus. Gene Ontology annotation, molecular function: DNA binding. Lineage: Eukaryota; Metazoa; Arthropoda; Insecta; Hemiptera; Cicadellidae. The transcript is spliced from 10 exons.
UCCAUUUUGUUGAAAGUUAUUUCUUUUAUCAUAGCUCUCCGUGUGGAUGAAAAUAAUUUUUGUUGCUGCUAAUCGAAUAACCAUUUAAAGAAAACUGCUGCCCUUUCUCAAGUGAAAGUAAUUGCAAUGUUUAACUGUGAUAUAUUAUUAUAAUAGAUUUAAAGUUAAUCCGUUAGAAGUUUAUAAUACAAAAAUGGGUCGCAAGAAAAAGAAGCAGAGCAAGCCUUGGUGCUGGUAUUGCAACCGAGAAUUUGAAGAUGAGAAGAUAUUAAUACAGCAUCAAAAAGCUAAACAUUUCAAAUGUCACAUAUGUCAUAAAAAACUGUACACUGGGCCAGGAUUAUCAAUACAUUGCAUGCAGGUUCAUAAAGAAGCGAUAGACAAAGUUCCAAAUUCCCUUUCGUCUAGGUCAAAUAUAGAAAUAGAAAUUUAUGGAAUGGAAGGUAUACCUCCUGAAGACCUGAAAGAGCAUGAAAGGCAAAAGCAGGGAAAACAAGGCAGAGCAGCAUCUCCUGACAGUGGGGAUGAUGAACCACAGUCAAAGAAGAGUAAACCUGAGGGGCUGCUGGGUAACGCCCCGCCUGGCAUGCCCCCCGGUAUGAUGCCCCCUGGAAUGAUGCCUCCGCCACACCCUAUGAUGCCACCCAUGGGACCCAUGAUGGGGCAUAUGGGUCCAAUGGGCCCUCCUUUUAUGGGACCAGGGAUGGGUAUGAUGGGUCCAGGAGCUCCUUUACCAGGCGCACCACCCAUGGGUCCUCCUCCAUCUCAGCAAAACAAACCACUGUUCCCCAGUGCUGCAGCUAUGGCGUCCUCGACAUCAAGUUCAACGCCAGUAGGGGCAGAUUUUAAACCUAUCACAAGUCAAUCCAAUAUUGGACCCGUGAAGCCUACGUUUCCUGCAUAUAGUAAUUCUAGUAGUUCAACGACAAAUUCAACCUCAAAUUCUACACCUACGAAUCCAGAGCCGUCCAAAGUUACACUCAUAAACACAGUUGGUGCUUCUAGCAAGAUCAUUCAUCCUCAGGAAGAUAUUUCAUUGGAGGAGUUCAGGUCAAGGUUACCUAAGUACAAAGCCCCAGAAGUGGUAGCCAGUCCCAAGCAGGAGCCUGUCGUUACCACCCCUACUCCAGUGACAUCCACCCCCUCGUCUGUGGCACCUACCCCUGUAGACCCGGGCAGACCAAUGCUGGCCAGGUUCCCUGUGACUGUGCCUGUGUCUGUAGCCAGUAUGAUGUCGGGCCCCCCCACCAUGCUGCCUGGGCACAUGUUGAGGCCUGCCAUGGGUCCGGGGCCCCCCUUCAACAUGGGUAUGAUGCGGCCUCCUCACAUGGGCAUACAUCCAGGUAACAUACACCCAGGUUUGAUUGGUGCUCUCCCCCCCGGAGGUAUGGUUCCCUACGGGGGCCCGCCGAUGUUCCCUGGGGGGCCCCCGAUGCUGCCGAUGAUGCCACGCUUCAGAUGAUCCGAAGGUAUCUUGGAGGGGCUCUGGCUACUUUGGCCGUAAAGGAGAUAACGGCCUUCGGUUGACUACCAGAACACAUCACUGUCAUCAGAACAAGAGGUCGUUUUAAACCAUUAUAUCUUAAAAUAUGUCACUGAUUUACAUUGUAACAGUUCAUAAACCCACAGUAUAAGUUCUGAAGGUUCUUUUCUUGUAUGUGGUUUUUUAAUUAGCGUUUCAAAUUUAAUACUCUUAGGGGGGCUAUUAACCUCUUUGGCGAAUAUUUAUAUAACAUUUUUAUUUAAGAGAAUUAUCAUAACCAUCUAACUUUAACAAAAUUGUUCACAAAUAUUUGAAAGUGCAAUAUUCACUUAGUUUAAAUUCAAACCCAGUAGAGUUCAAAUUCCCUUCUUCCUCAUGUAAUCCAUUUUGUAAAUAUGUUUAUUUUUAAAAAUUCAUUAAUAUUUGAUGGAUUACUAAAAAAUUAUUUGUUGUUUAGUAAUGUCUAUAAAUUUAUAAUCUUCAAAUGCUAGUGGAUUCUGGCAGUCAACUGAAUCGGAAUGGAGUUUUUUGCCUGCUUAGACCAUUCCUGUUGGUGUCGUUGACCUCCUAUACUCCCACUGAUUGAGAGGUAAGAUGAGAUGGAUGCUCCUUCAAAAGCACAUACAACCCAAAGGCUUAAUCUUCAAUGUCUUUACUAGCUUGGCUUAAGCUGGACACUUUAAUGUGUUAGUUUUGUUGUUUUAAGUAAAAUCUUUAUGAUUCGUUAUGCUUGGCGAUUUUUAUUACUGUCAUUCUUUCAUAAGCAGCUGAUUUCUAUUUUUUAUGUACAAAUACUGAAAUAUUCACAUAGUAAAUAGUACUUUUUACUCGAUCCUGCCAUUAAUUGGCAAAUGUCCUAGAACACUAUGCUGUCACAAAUAACGAGUGAUAACGUUUAUAACAAUCUUGAGGUUUUCCUAAAGUAGUAUUGAAACGGAAUUUGGUAGUGGAAAAUAAAUUCCGGUAGACAAUUUUGGAGUAGCAUCUUGAGUGGUUUUUUGCUCUGAGAGCCCCACCUGUUGGUAUUGUGUCUUGAGCCGGUAAGUGUAACUUUUCUGACCUGUAUACGGCUGGCACAUCUCCAUUGGAUUGUGGAACCUGGUGAUGUCUUUAUAAAUUUGCCUAUUUUUUGCUCUUGAUAUAACAUUUAAAAUUAGUCCUACAUUCUCUAUUAAAUAUUCAGAUAAAUUAUAUAUCUAUUGCACUACCCUCAAAACAUCGCCUAGUUCCACAAUCGACUAAUGCAGGUUUGGAUACACAAUCACAAUCUUAGACUUAGUAAGAUUUUUAACAUACAAAUGUAAGGUUUAUAACUUAUUGUUUUCUCAGUCCUGGCUUUAACUGUUGUCCAUGCAUUGUGAAUUUGUCUAGAUUUUCAUAUUUUAAUUGUAAUAAAUAGAUUGUUGUUCCCCGAA